Messenger RNA from Fulvia fulva, 558 nucleotides. RefSeq lists its product as uncharacterized. The record is from RefSeq and is a predicted model, not a curated record. NCBI's taxonomy places the organism in Eukaryota, Fungi, Ascomycota, Dothideomycetes, Mycosphaerellales, Mycosphaerellaceae. Gene Ontology annotation, molecular function: copper ion transmembrane transporter activity. The coding region runs from base 1 to 558 and encodes 185 amino acids. The transcript has 2 exons. Gene Ontology annotation, biological process: intracellular copper ion homeostasis; copper ion transmembrane transport. Gene Ontology annotation, cellular component: plasma membrane.
AUGGACCACUCUAUGCAUAUGACGACGACCGCAUCGGGGGCGAUGGCCUCGUCGACGUCGAUGUCUGACAUGAGCGACAUGGGUCAUGGCAGCAUCAUGUCGAUGGGAGAUAUGAUGAUGACCUUCUUCACCUCGACUUCAACGCCGCUGUACUCUGAAGGCUGGACCCCAAGGACAACAGGCCAGUAUGUCGGCACUUGUAUCUUCCUGAUCGUGCUCGCGGCCAUAUUUCGCGGUAUCAUUGCGUUACGAGCGAACUUCGCGGCCAUACUAGCACUGCAUGCGUACCGAAGGGACACGAGCAUACUUCGACGAGAGCGUGAUGACGACGUGAAGUUGGGCCUGUUGGCGACUGCGAAGAGGCCUUGGAACAUCAACGAGGCGUUGGCUCGUGCUGUGCUUGACACGGUCCUGGCGGGUGUUAGCUACCUUCUGAUGUUAGCAGUCAUGACGAUGAACGUGGGCUACUUCAUGUCGAUAUUAGGCGGAACGUUCUUGGGCAGCGUUGUGAUCGGGGAUUGGACAGCGACGACUGCGAUGCACUGCGAUGCACAUUAG